Molecule: messenger RNA, 660 nt
Organism: Rhagoletis pomonella (apple maggot)
Lineage: Eukaryota; Metazoa; Arthropoda; Insecta; Diptera; Tephritidae
Exons: 1
Coding region: 1-660 (219 amino acids)
Molecular function (GO): nucleic acid binding
Source: RefSeq, a predicted model, not a curated record
AUGACUUUUGUUGGUGCGAAUGCCGAGUUAAGAAAACACCACGCUGCGUUGCGAAAACAACUUGGAACAGCUGCUAGUGCUAUGAGUACUCGAGGUGUUUCGUGGCACUUUAUACCUCCAGGGUCUCCAAAUUUUGGAGGUAUAUGGGAGGCCGGCAUCAAAAGCACAAAACAUCAUUUAAAACGCACAAUAGGUAGCGCAACGCUGACAUUCGAAGAAUUCUACACAGUGCUAAAGCAAAUCGAAGCGGUGCUUUACUCAAGGCCGCUGUGUGCUUUGACUGAUGAUCCGAAUGACCUAUCGGCGCUCACCCCUGGGUACUUUUUGGUGGGCGGCCCCAUUUUAGCUACACCCGAACCUAGCCUACUCGAAGUUGAUACAAGCAGGCUCAAAAGGUGGAAACAAGUUCAACAAAUGCAGCAAGAUUUUUGGAAGCAAUGGAGUUAUGAAUAUUUACGAGAACUACAAGUCAGGCAUAAAUGGUUUCAACGCAAAGAGAAUCUGACGGUUGGCAAUUUGAUGCUGUUGCGCGAUGAGCGUGCUCCUCCUACUCAUUGGCCGCUUGGGCGCAUAAAGGAAGUUCAUCCAGGCGACGAUGGUGUCGUCCGAGUAGCAACUAUACGCACAGCGUCGUCUGUUUUAAAACGUGCUAUUUCGUAG